This is a messenger RNA of Arabidopsis arenosa, 1132 nucleotides long. The record is from the annotation of a GenBank genome assembly. NCBI's taxonomy places the organism in Eukaryota, Viridiplantae, Streptophyta, Magnoliopsida, Brassicales, Brassicaceae.
UCUCUAACUUUCCAUAAUUUGAUAUCCAAAGUUGUGAGUUUUUAACCCUAAAGAUCAACGGAGAAACACUUGAAGAAGAAGAAGAUGAUGAAAAUUGUGUUUGCAACAGAGAGAUCAGAACUUCCUCGUUUGGUAUCUGCUGCAACUAGAGCUGCUAAUUCACAGAAUGUUUCUGAUUUUAAACGUUGCUUUGAUGUUCUUCGAUACAUGAAGAGUUUGAAUCUCUCGGUCAAAGAUCUUUCCCAUUCCAAAGUGAUACUUCCUUUGGAGAGUCUAAGGGAUCACGAAAACCCUAAGAUACGAAUGGAAGCUAACGUCUUGUUCAACUCAUGGAUGAAGACUCUUUAUUCCAGUGGACGAAACUCUUCUACUUGCAACAAAGCUAUUCCCCUGAAACUGAAGAAAGUUGGUGUUGUUAAAGUGUGUUCGGAGUUGAAGAAGAAGAAAGAAGAUCAACUAUCUUAUGGCUUUGCGGUUAAGAGUAAGAAAGAGACUGGUUUUUGUGGGAUGAAAAAGAACGAAGAUAAGAGAUCUCAGGUUCAUGAAACCGGAGAGAUGAAACAAAUUGGUGAUUGCAAGUCUUUUGCAUUGAUGAGGACUAUCGAGAAGAAGAAGCCAUCGGCUCUACCAAUGAAAGAUUCAUCAAGGCCUCCUCUCAAGUUGAAGAAGCAUCAACUGGUGAAAGCAUUUGAGAACCCUAAAACUUGUCCUUUCUUGAAGAAGAACUCAACGGAGAUGUUGGAGCUGUUCGAUAUGGCCAAGAAGUCAGCUGAUGUUGCCAAUGCAAAGGGAAUUCUCGCGGCUAAAGAAGAGGCAUCAAUAUGCGUGGAUACUCUCUCUUUACUCAUGGAAUUCCCCAUCAUCUCAACAGCUAGUGAAACAAGACAAAUCAUGGUGAAGCUUGAGCGUCUCACAAAGCACAAAGAUAGAAAGAUAUGCAAUUCCGCAUUAGCGCUUCUUCACCAUUGGAGGCAGAACAUUAGAGAUCAAGAACACUGAGUUGUGUCAUCAGAUAAUCUGCGGAAGACAAGGGAUGGAAAUUAGUAGGAUUGUGACUUGAAAGUUUUGGUUGUUUAUUCGUUUGGUAAAGUAGAGUAGUGUAGUUGCCAAUUAUUAAAUUCCAUUACUUAAA